UUGAUGGAAACCAACUUAGCUUAGGCCAUGACAAGCAAACUUCUUGUGUAAGAAAAUGGACAAUGUGGUAAAUUAGUGCGCAAGAGUAUUUGAACCAACUUUGCUUAGAACCUUUUUGAUUGACAAUUCCAGUCGCUUAUCAACAUUUGACUCUGAAAAACUCGUGAUCAAGAGACCACCAAACCAAAACUUCACAUCCACAAUGAGGUUUGUCUGGCUGUCAGUCUUGCUGGUAUGCGUCCAUGCUGAUUGCCAAUGGCAGUUUGGUAAUUCUUGCUAUCAGCUGCUGACAGGAACAAUGACGUUUGAUAAGGCAUUGCAGGCCUGCUCUGCUAUGGGUGCUGGCUUGGUGGUUCCCAACUCCCAGAAUGAGAAUCAGUUCAUAUGGCAGAUGAUGAAGAAUCAUCACCCCUCUAUUGACGAAGUCUGGAUCGGCUGCACCGACAAGCACACCGAAGACCAGUGGAUGUACGCUGCUGACGCAGGCAAGGAGUGCAAAUUUGUCAGCUGGGCAACAGGAGAGCCAAACGGACAGAAUCUGGGCGAAGACUGCGCACAGAUGUGGGAUUCCCGUGCUGGCCAGUGGGUUGAUAUUGGAUGUUCUGCACAUGCAUCUGUGUUCUGUGAGUAUUACAGCAGUCUUGAGGUGACCUGCCGUCAGGCUGAUGCAGACGGCCGUUUUGCUUGAAUCCCCGUGCUCUUCAAUCAAUAUGGUGGCUUUCUCCUACUAAAUAUUCACCUGGUAUGUUUGGUUCUAAAAAACACCCCUUUUCCGCUGAUGUUUGGCACAUAUGUUUGGCUCCCAGUCCACCAAUAAUCGAUACUGAUUGUGGGGCAGGAAUAAGCCGUCCCCUCAAGAACAGAAUUAACUAGCACAAAUACACUGGUUAAAGAUACAAAUUUAAAUGAAAAUCAGUUGAACGUAAACAUUAUGUGAUACUUUCUCAGAAAAAAAUGGAUAUAUUUUCUUUUCUCACAAGGGUUCCUUUUAAGGAAUAUUGCAACAAUUUAUGCUGCAUUAGGAGGUGAAAAGCCAAUAUCUUUCUGCAUGUUUCUUUCACACAAUAAUAAAACAAGGAUACAUGUAUGUGAUGCCGGGAAAUAAAAAUCGGCCAAAUGGGGGAUACAAAAAUGUCUAUGUGGUUGUCAUGUCAGUGGGUUGAUAAUCGAUGUUCUGCAGUUGCGUCCGUGAUCUGUACAGCAGUCUCGAGGUGACCUGCCUUCAGGCUGAUGCAGACGGCCGUUUUGCUUGAUUUUCUUUUUAUUAAACUUGCUUUCCCCGUGCUCUUCAAUCAAUAUGGUGGCUUUCUCCUACUGAAUAUUCACCUGGUUUGUUUGGUU
This is a messenger RNA of Patiria miniata (bat star), 1341 nucleotides long. Its product is annotated as hepatic lectin-like. Gene Ontology annotation, molecular function: signaling receptor activity. Bases 203 to 688 code for a protein of 161 amino acids. The transcript has a single exon. Lineage: Eukaryota; Metazoa; Echinodermata; Asteroidea; Valvatida; Asterinidae. The record is from RefSeq and is a predicted model, not a curated record.